AUGGAUCGCAGGAAAAAUGGGAGCCUUGCCCACUGGGCGGGGUUAGCGCUCUGCUGCUUGUUGCUCCUCCUGUUUAACGUUCUGUACCCCUACGAGGAGGGCCACGUCCGAGGGAGGGGUCUUGGAGAGCAAAGUGGAAUCAGGACAAAUGCAUGUAGCAAUAUCAUCCCGUUUUACCUCAACAGCCAUAAUUUUUUUAACCCCCUACGGGAAAUCAAUGUCUCAAAUAAUUACUCCCUAAGGUGGAAUAUCAACUAUAUAUACUUCGAAUACUUUAAUGAAGAAUUUUUUAUAAAUUUUAAUCUACACAGUUUGUUGGUAAAGGAUGUUCAGUUAUACGAGUACAGAGACAGAAGCGUUUUGCUUUUGUCGAAGGAUGCCUCCCAUGAUGAAGUGAAAUUUUUUAUUCGUGUUGAACCGGACAAGAGUGUACACCCGGGGGAAAUGAGAACCUUUUAUUUUGUCAUUCACCCGGUGAGUGGCCCCAAUUUCAGCGCGUGUGUUAAUGUAAUGCUAGAGUUGAAUAUCGGCCUGGUGAGGAGGUACGAAGGGGAUCCACCGAGUUAUGGGCAUUCGGUUAAUCAUCGAAAUAGUGGUGGAAGAAGUAACAAUGAGGUGAAAAGCGUGUACGCUGAUAGGACCAUCGUGGAAGAGAAAAAAAGCAAACUCCCGGCACACCACAAAAAUUACAUCAUCGUGAAGGACAACUAUUAUUACGUUUCGAGUGAAGAAUACUACAUUAGAUUCGAACAGGAGAAGGAGAAGCCUUAUGCAGAUAUGCAAUCAAACCAAUCAGUGAUCGUUUACACUGUCCUUUUAUUUACCCAAUUUAGCGAACACGGCAGUAUAAGCUUCUACUCCCACUUAACAGAAGAUAUAACGAAAGAGAAAAAUUUCCACAUGAAUCUGAAAAAGCUACCCUUGGGAAAAAGCUACCUGUACAAUAUGACCGUAGAUAAUAUUUUGAGGUUGGCACAUCUGGAUAAGGAAUGUACUGAGGGGUGUAUCAACAGUGUACGGACAAAAAAUGGAUUGCUACUUCACGCCCUGUUGGAGAAUAAUUCUGUGUAUAAAUUUGAAGUUACUUACAUUUUGGGAAGGGGGUACCCCGGUGGGAUUAACGUGAACCCUGACGGGGCUCAUUUCAGCAUAGAAUUUUCCAUCGUGAGGAAUGACGCGGAGUACACCAUGGUGGACUUCAUCCGUGAGCACUUCACCAGGGAGUGCAUGCACAAUACCUUCUUCCCGAGAGGAAUCAUCCAAACGGGGGAGGCACACGGGGAGAUAACUCCCUUCCAGGAACACGCACUCAAGCGGUGCAAAAGGGGGGAGGAGCAGGAGAAGCAGGGGGAGGAGCAGAACCAGAGUUGCCCGUCCGCUGACCCAAGUGACGAAUUCAUCAUAUACGGAAGGAUGAUCGAACUAAAUGAUAACUUCAUAUUCAAUUUUGACCCAACUAAAUUAUUUGAGCAGCAUAAAGAAGUAAGCCUGACCAUCAGUGAGGAGAGUCUCUUCAAUAUGGUUGUCACAUCCAAGGCAGAUAACGUAUACAUUAAUUUGCUCAAAAAGGAUUCGUCUCAUUCGGAGAAGGUGUGCAACACGUACUACAUGAAUAACCUAAACGAUUACACACUCUUUAACUACAUGUCGAAAGAGAUGGAUCAUUUUCCGCAUGCACAUGUGAAUAAAUCGUUUGAUGGUGAUUAUAAGGAUGAUCAGGAGAUGAGAAGGAAGAAGUUUUCUCUCCACAAUGUGACCUACAUAAACUGCAUCCUACCCAAGGGGGAAUACUACUUAAGGAUAAGUGUCGAUGGGUAUAAUAUGAUAUGUGACUCGAACGAAGUCCAGCUGAUUGUUCAUCCUCUGAGUAUGUACGAGGAAAGACACAAAUGUGACAGCAGCAUGAAUGCUGUGACGGAUUUGUUUUACUAUCACUUGAGGUCUGAGAGUAAGAAGCACCGGGAGGGGGGUUCCAACCUGAUCAGUACACCUCAGGGAGAGGGUCUCACCCACGCAGAGAGGUCCAACUCGACAGGGGAUGAGGUCAAAUGGUUAAACAACAUCGAAGAAGACGUCAAAACAUAUCAGAAUAUUUACGAAAACAGGUGGAUUUUGAACAACCCGAUAUUUCAAGACUUCGAUUUUGUGAUUUUGUACGAGAAGCACAUCACGGAGAGAGUGGACGAAUUACUCGUGACGAUAAACAACUCCGUGUUUGUAGAUCUCUUCUUUGUAAUUGUAGAACCGGUGAUGGAUCAGAACUCUUAUUAUUACAUAUAUAGAAAUUCGAGGAACGUUUCCAAGUAUAAGAUCAAACAUGGAGACCGGCCCUUCACCAUUUAUCUAAUUGCCUCCACCAUGCACUACCCAGGACAACAGUUGUGUGGUUUUUUUUUCGUCGACAUUGACUUGGUAAUUAAGGCGAAGUUAACAAAGGAAAAGAAAGAACCUGGUGAUGUAGAACCCAUAACCAGUGCAUACAACAUGAUAAGUAGGAUUAACUAUAUCCCUGAUUUGAUCAUCGGAUAUGACUCCUACUCCUUCAGCAACUUCUGCUUCAUCCCAAAGUAUAAAAAACAUAGCCUAAUCAUCUACAUAAAGGAAGACUCUAUUGUCAAAAUAAAUUGCUUUAGCGCCAACUAUGUGUAUAUUUACCUGUAUGAUCAGAAUAGGAAAAAGCUUUAUGAUGGGUACAACCAGCUAUACAUCGAGUCCUUCACAAAAGGGGAGUACGAAAUCGUCCUGCAGUUUAACGCGCCGAAUGACCAGAAGGACAACGCGUUUUUCUACCUCCAGAUUUAUGUCUUCCAUUUGGGCUUGCUGGAGAGGUGCGCUGGGGGGGGAGCCACAGACGUGGGUAGAGGCACGGACGUAGGGACAGGCACAGACGCAGGGACAGGCACAGACGCAGGGACAGGGACAGCCACUGCCAGUUCAUCGCAAAGGGCAGAAUUACCCCCCGCAGCGACCACACCGAAUGCACAAGACGUGUACGACCUGAGCCCCUAUGUCGAAGGCAGCCGACCGGAUCUCACCACGGACACUAAUCAAACGCAAGUAAAGGGCAAGAACACCUUCUGGUUUCAGGCCCCAAACGCGUAUUACCUAUUCAUGAGGCACUUCCUGCUGCUCCAUCCGAACAAAAGGAUUGUAAAGGAGCUGAUCCUCCCCUACGUAGCGAACAUGGAUCCCUCAGUUACGUUCCUCCUGAAGGUAGAACUCAUUUUUGCAAAGAAUUAUUUGCCCUAUAAGCUUACCAUCCAGGACACAUCAAACAGCAGAUUGCAGUACCAUGAUAGUUACACGUACAAGAAUAAAAUCCUGAUGACUCUUCCCGUGGUGAAUAGUGUCUCCCUGGUGGGGAACAACCCCGAGGGUGAGAAGACCCCUCAGUGGGGGAAGAUCUUCAAGCUGUACGUAGACCUAUACGAAGAAGUGAACGAAAAUUUAAGGGACAACUUUUGCACGUAUGCCUACAUGCACAUUAUCUACACGAGCGAGAUGGAGGCUUUUCGGCAAUGGGGUGAGCAGGGUCUUUCCUACGGCACGGUGAAUCUUCCUCUCCUGCUGAAUAAUCUGCUUUUCAAGGGUCUUCCCGGUGUAGCAGGAAAAGCAGUUGGUGUAAGGGAAGCUGGUGAAGCGGCUAGCCAUGGUGACGAUCGCUCUGCGGUGAUCUCACUUCGCAACUCUGACCUGCCCGUCGCAAACCAGAGCGUGAACUACACCUUCGAACUGGUCAACAACAAUGUGCUCCUGUUUGUAGCCAAGGAUAACCUUUUUUUUGAUAUGUACAUGUACAGGGAAAACAGAGACAUAAAGCUGAAAGUGUAUAAAUUUUCCAACACGGAGAAGUUACUCUCUGGGGAAGGAGUCACCUACGAUGAAGUGACGAAGAAAGGGUCCCCACUAGGAGAAGAAAUUUUUUCCUUCAACAAGGGACAGAUAUACCUAUCGAUUUAUCUAACGAGAGGGCUGUACAUUUUUGAGUAUGAACGUGGGUCAGGUCCCUUUUUUGCCAAUAUCUCUGUGAUGUGGCAGUAUGGAGAUGACAUACCAAAUGGGAGUUACCUCACUGGGGAAAAAGUCGGUUUGCCGAAGGAAGAAGUUGGAGUGAUCCUUCCCAGGGACACAACACCAAUCGGUAGGGAUGAUGCCCUGUUGAGGGAAGAAAUUGGUUUCUUUUUUGGGAAGGAACUCAAAUGCAACGAGGAAACAAAAUUGCACCAUGGAGGUAAGAAGCUACACAAUUUGACCUACUUUUGGCGAGAAAUUGUAAAAAAUGAAAAUUUUCAAAUUCUAGACAAUAGUACCUCCAACGUGGAAGUAAAAAAAGGAGAACAAAAGAAUGCCCUCAUUUACAAGCGUUUUUAUAUAUGCCUAUCGGACCAAAUGGGGAAAGGCCCUAAAGAGGGCAGAACCUCGAAUGAUAUGCACAAGAAUAAGAGUAACGAAACGAUAGAAAAAAAUUAUACACUUUUUAAUUUAAACAUAGAAGAGAGUGCCCAGGUGUAUGUUGAGAUAAAACCGCACUAUCACUUCUUUGCCUACCCAUUUAAGUUAAACAUCGUUUCGAAACGAUCCUUUUUUGAUAUUUCCAGUGGGCAUAAAACGGUCAUUACGAUUGACCUAUACAAGGGAGAGUACGAAAUACAUUUAGCGUUUCCCGACCUGGCGAGGGAACAAGUAAAAGACAUCAUAUUCGACUUGGUCAUACUUACUGUUUCGGCUGGAAAAGGGGAAAGAGAAACCGAGCAGGGGAACGCACUAACCUAUGUAAGUAACUCUCCUGGAACACCCCCCCAAAGUGACGUGUGCAAAACGUAUCCAUAUAAACCCCUUCUGAACAAAGUCAAUCUGAUGGAUAUCCUCGAAAAUGACGCAUCAGUGAGGAGAAAUAUAAUUUCCCCAAAAUAUAAAAAUAAAUAUUUUCACCUUUUCGGAAAAUUUUUCCUCAAUGGCUACAAGGAAGAAGUUUUCUUUACCAUCCCAAAUGGUGGCUACGUUUUGAAGAUUUUUUGUCUCCCUAUUGAUGAGUCAACAGAUGAAAGUAUCGCAACGGAGGAGGGGGAAAAAAAUCAAAUUGGAGACAUGAGAAGCAUCCCCCCCCGUUGGAAUUUCUCAGACCCCCCAACGAACUUUGUAAACUCCUUUUUGAACGUGCGAAAUGUAUUCAAUAUUAGGGUUGUUGUGGACCAUUCGGGGGAAGCCAACCAGGGUAGUAGAGAUGGAAAGAAAGAUCCGUCAGAGAGCAAGGCCCUUUCUGUGUCACCCAUAUUUGCAAAUGAAGAUGAGGAGUUCAUGUUGAAUCUGUACAGAGUUGAGAAAAGUUUCAAAUUGGUAAUCAAAACGAAUAGCUAUUUCUGUAAUUAUUUCCAGCUAGUGGUAAGUCUCUACCCUCUCGACUUUUACAACCCUGUACACAGCUAUGCAUAUGCCCAGGCGAAAUCUCUGGAGAAAUUUAUGAAAAAUAUUUUGGACACCUUGUCUGUUAAGGCAAAAUUGUAUGAUGACAUAAAAUUUGAGAAGAAGAAAUUUCCGUCACAUCAGUACAUGAGGAUAGAAACGGAUGUUAUCAAUUUGAGGAGCGCCCACAAGGAGGACUCCUUUUCGCUUCCCGUGGUUGUACAUAAGGGGAGCUACUUCAAAGUCAACGUGGGCUACGAUUUCUCGUUAGCCAGUUUCCAAAUGAAGCUAUCAAAAAACGGUGCGACCAUUUCAAGCAGCAGCAAGGUGGAAGUCAACCUGAAGGAGAACGCCCUGAACACAUUUGAAAAUAUUAGCCUAUACUUGGAAGAAGGAAGCUACACAGUGGAAAUUGUUUCCUAUGACGUUACUGCAAAUUUGAAUAAGAUAAAUAAAAAGUUCAGCUUUUGCUUCUAUUUCGAGUUGGAGAUUUUCGAGUUUUCCGAUGACAAGAAGGGGGACGGAAUUCUGCUGGAUGUGUUUCCGCACAACUCGAUGCCCGUCGACAGGAGCUACCCCUUUGGCGUUGAUAUCAUUUUCUGGGGAAAAGUACACGCGAAAGACAUACACCUGGAGGAUGACCAGAAGGCACACUUGGAGCCAACCAGCAUAAGAACAAUUAAGUACGCAAACAUCGAGGUACACAAAUUUGUUUUAUCCCCAGAAGUUAUGCAGAAAGUGGAAAAAAAUUUUAUUUUUAAAUUUGCCCCUAGUUGUAAUAUCUAUGUUAAUGAGGAAAAGGAAAAAAAGUUAAAGUUUACCCUCUCGACUGAUGAGAAAAAUGUUUUUAUCGGAGAAGGCGCUUAUGGAGUGGGGCAGGGUGCAGCAAUCACAAGGAGCGAACCGAAUGAACGAAUUGGCAAGGUGCUUCCAGAAAGUGUAAAUAAUUCCUUCCUCUUGGAGUAUGCGCAGAAGGAAGUUCAGCCAGACAAUGGCAAAACAAGCUAUUUGCAAGGAAGUUCCCAGAAGGACAGUGUGUACGACAUCGACCGUGUCAUCCAGAAUUUCCGAUUGAAUGAAAAGAAAGGAAGGGAGGAAGAAGACUCCCAUGUGAAUGAUCCCUCUAAGGGAGAAACAGACGCGUGUAUUCCGCUGACCAUACUGACAAUCGAAAUUUACUGCUUUGAGAGAAGUUACUUUCUCAUUUUUAUUUUUUUUGUGCGUUUGGUUUAUGUUGUGCGCCUUCCUAUUUCUGCUUUUAAAAUUAUACAAAAACUGGAGGUACUACAGGAAUUACGACGUCAUUACGGAGGGUGA
Plasmodium cynomolgi strain B is the source of this 6720-nucleotide messenger RNA. RefSeq lists its product as hypothetical. The transcript has 4 exons. NCBI's taxonomy places the organism in Eukaryota, Apicomplexa, Aconoidasida, Haemosporida, Plasmodiidae. Bases 1 to 6720 code for a protein of 2239 amino acids. The record is from RefSeq and is a predicted model, not a curated record.